CCAAUACGUCAUCGGUUUGCGACUUGGAGUAUAAAGACGGAAAAAGUUUUCGUAAACAUCAAGCCGUUUGGGGCAUUUUGCCCACAUUUUACACUCUUUUCACACUAAUCCUGGUUCAGAAUGGUCGUGUGUAACUUUUUCCUUCAGGGCCGGUGUCGUUAUGGGGAGAAGUGUUGGAAUGAGCACCCCAGAGGCGGAAACAGAGGAGGUUAUAACGACAAUUACAACCGCGCUCCUGACCAGCAACAGUCCAGACGACAAGGAGGAGGUAAUUCUGUUUCACAGGCAACACUUUAAACCCCUUCAUCACUUACAAGUGUUCAGUCGUGGUCCACACGUUUGUUUUUCCUUUCUACGUCACGCUGCUCUGUGACGUUUCACCUUGACCAGAAGCAAAUGAAGGGAAAGGACUGGUCCAGACUUUGCUGUGGGUUGAAUCAGAUUUCCUUUUUAACUCUAUUUUUGUGCACAUUUUAUAAACUCUUCUUCUUACUCCAGAGGAACGUUCUGGAUAAUAUUCCUCAGCCUGACUUGUUGCUGACAGUUGCUCAGACACGUUGAUCUGGAACAGUUUGUCUUGGAGGAGGUCUGGCAGGACUGUAUUGAAGGCAGAGCUGAAGUCCAUGAACAGGAUCCUGGCGUAGGUACCCGGGAAAUCCAUAUGCUGCAGGAUGAAGUGUAGAGCCAUGCAGAUGACAUCAUCUAGACCUGUUGGCUCUGCAGGCAAACUACAGGGAGUCCAGGAGGAUGUUAAAAUGGUUUGGAAACAAAGUUUGGGUGAAUCCUUCCCAACAACGAGGCGGCUACAUCCAGCCUUCAUCCUUCUCCCAGGAAAGGGAUGACUGGGGUUUUCGGGGAGGAGGGGGGAGAAGAGAGAACCCGAAGAGCUCUGAAUUCUCAUUCUCCAAUCAAAACCGAUUCUCCGCCUUCAAUUCUUCAAACACAUUUGAUAGGGGAGGAAGAGGAGUUGGAGGAGGAAGAGAAGAGGGAGGAGGAGGAAGAGUAGGAGAUGAAGAUGAGGAUAAAAAACUGGAGAUGAUUCAGACAGACAUGGGUGUUUGGGAGAGUUCAAAGCAGUGGGGCUUCUCCUGUUACUCCUGCGCCAAGGCUUCCAUAUCUGGGUUCACAGAUCUGUCUCCAGAGGAGCUCAGGUUGGAGUAUUACACCGCCAGAGCCUCAGGGGAUCUGCAGAGCUACCUUAACGGCGUCAAUCAGCUGCUGAGUCAGUGGAAGAGCCGAGUCCAGGAGCUGAAGGUCAUGAGUCCCACCACGCGUUUAGCUUUGCUUGCAGAGUUGAAUGGGAGCGCUCCUCAGCCGUCCUCCAGCGGCUUCGGUUCUGCAACAUCGACCGGGUUCGGCUUUCCCACGUCCAGCUUUGAAAACAAAGGAUUCGAUGCCCCGCCCCCCCCUCAGGCCAGCUCCUUCAGCUUUACAACUCCAACCAGCGGCUUUGGCUCCUCGGCUGCUCCCCUGUCAUCCUCUACUGGCGUUGGUGGCACUCUGCCAGCUCCCACACAGCCUCCUUCUGGGUUUGGGUCCUCCUCUACACCUUCAGCUUCCACUUUUUCAUUUGCCCCCCAGACCACCAACAAGUCUGAGGACUCGUCUGGAUUCGGCUCGGCCUCCGGGUUCAGCUUCUCCGCGGCAAACGCUGGAGGAGGAUUUGGAGAGCAUCCAGCUGCAGGAGGCAGCAGCAGCGGGGGUUUUGGGGCACCGGCACCUGAAGCCGGGUCCGCCCCCGCCACGCCCUCAGACAGCCUGUUCUCACCUGAGAGCAAUCUCACUGAAGAAGAACUGAAUCAGUUUAAGGCAAAGAAGUUCACGUUAGGUCAGAUUCCCCUAAAGCCUCCACCAGCUAACAUGCUGCUGGUGUGAUCCCACCAGAUGUGGUUAGUAAUGUUUUACAGCAAGGCGGAAAAAAAUCAGCUUUUUAAAACAUUUUAGACCCAACACACAAAAUAAGUCCUAUUUUUGAAUUCUAAAUGACCCGCUAUGACGUUUACUCUGUUUGUAGAAAGCGAAUGAUCUCAUCUACAAAUGAGUGAUGAUGUCAGAUGUUGAGGACAGGAAAUGUCCUGAGCUGUUUUUGGAAGCUUGUACUUGCACAUUUGAGUCAGGAGGGGGCGUCAUAAUCAAAGCCUUAAUGCCUGACAAAUGCUGGCUUCAUUUGAAGCUCUUAAAUGUGAUGAAAUAUUAAAGCGACUGAACCUGC
Molecule: messenger RNA, 2212 nt
Organism: Nothobranchius furzeri (turquoise killifish)
Lineage: Eukaryota; Metazoa; Chordata; Actinopteri; Cyprinodontiformes; Nothobranchiidae
Gene: nup42
Product: nucleoporin 42
Cellular component (GO): nuclear envelope
Molecular function (GO): metal ion binding; nuclear export signal receptor activity
Source: RefSeq, a predicted model, not a curated record